AUGUAUCUCCGAAGGGCUGUGUCUAAGACUCUGGCGCUGCCCCGGAGGGCGCCCUCCGGACCUGUGCCACUGGGGAAAGACGCAUCUCUUCGCCAAAUGUCAUCCAGAAAGCUCCCUGGAACGUCUGGAUCCAAUAUGAUUUAUUACCUGGUUGUAGGUGUGACCGUUAGUGCUGGUGGAUAUUAUACUUACAAGGCUGUCACAUCAAAGCAAGCCAGACAUACAGACCGCAUAAGGGACGUGAAAGAACAAAAAAAAGCAGAGUCACAGCCACUUCCAGGUGGAAAGGAGAAUGUGGCAGAAGCUGGGGCCGGAGAAAUUUCUGUAAAGGAAACUGAAUUGGUGCAUGCCGAGGAAGUGCCCAAGGCUGCAGCAGGGCCUCCAGAAGGGUCUCCGACCUCCCCAGUCCCUUCAGAGGCUGCUCUAGAGGAGACAUCCACACUGAGAGAGGAGACUGAUCUGAAGAUCACCGAGGCUUCUCCGGGGGAGACCACGGAGGGAGUCCCUGAACCCACAGCGGAGGUGGAGAGCGCGGCUCCUGAACCCACAGAAGAGGUGGAGAUUGCGGCUCCUGAAUCCUCUGCAGAGGGGGAGAGCGCGGCUCCUGAAUCCUCUGCAGAGGGGGAGAGCGCGGCUCCUGAAUCCACGGAAGAGGUGGAGAGCGCGGCUCCUGAACCCACAGCGGAGGUGGAGAGCGCGGCUCCUGAACCCACAGCGGAGGUGGAGAGCGCAGCUGCGGACCAGGCGGACGGGGCUUGUACCAGCGAGGAGGGUGAGGGUACUGCUGGGAACCCGAGCUGCCAGGAGGGUCCUGAACUAGAAGAAAGCCCUCCCUUAGGCUCAGAGCCCUCUGCCCAGCAGGAUUCACAAGAAGAAACCACCGAGGUCUCCGCAGAAGGAGCCUCACCCCAAGGCUAAUCUGCAAAACUCCAGAGUUGCUUUUGUAUUUUUAGCAACCUUAGACCUUCUUUCUAGAAUUUAAUAUACCUUAAAGAAUUUGGCUUUUACUAAUAGAUGUUUGAUUGGGAUUUGGUAUUUCAUAUGUCUUAAUAGUUUUCUACCCUCUGAGAUCAGGCUGUGUCAUGAGAGCUUAAAUAGUAUUAACUUUGGAUUUACAUUUUACGUUUUAGAAAUUAAG
Messenger RNA from Microtus ochrogaster (prairie vole), 1138 nucleotides. RefSeq names its product mitochondria localized glutamic acid rich protein (gene Mgarp). Gene Ontology annotation, biological process: anterograde axonal transport. Gene Ontology annotation, cellular component: mitochondrial outer membrane; mitochondrion. The record is from RefSeq and is a predicted model, not a curated record. Lineage: Eukaryota; Metazoa; Chordata; Mammalia; Rodentia; Cricetidae.